Messenger RNA from Coregonus sp. 'balchen', 7788 nucleotides. NCBI's taxonomy places the organism in Eukaryota, Metazoa, Chordata, Actinopteri, Salmoniformes, Salmonidae. The record is from the annotation of a GenBank genome assembly.
AUGAGCAGCUCGAGUUGCUGUAUCAGACGGGCUGACUCUGAUGGAUACAAGAAUCCCAACAGAAACCUGCAGCUCCAGCUCAACACUGACGGCCCUAUUAAGUAUGUGGAGGUCCUGGGAGGGGACAUGUUGUCUCAGAGUCAGUCCUUCAGGUCGUGUCUCUCUCCAGUGUCAGAGUUCAGUGAUUUCACCCUCUUUAAGCCCAGCAGCACCACUGACUUUAAGGAAAUUAUAAACGUACUUGACGCAUCUUUACCUGACAGUGCGUGGACGUUCGAGAGCCAACAGGUGAGCAUAUUGUUUGGAUUCGUCAUAUUAGCUCCUAUUGGUAGAUUUCUACGCCCUAUGCAUAAUACCUCUGUGUGGUUUCAUAAAUAUGUUUCCUUCAAUGUUCUACCAUUUAUUUUUAUCCUAUGGAAAUCGUUAACAGCUUAAUUAAUUAUUUGGAUUGUCCAUUAAUUAGUUUGUGCUACGCUGUCUAUCGUCAGUGUUGCAUUUUGGUGUUGUCCACUGCCGUGGUGCUGAAGUGAAAGCAAAUGCAUGAAUUCUUCCUCACGUUGAUGGCCUGUUUUAUUAGUAGAUUUCUACGGCUGGGAUGGCUGCGUGGUUUCAUAAAUACAUCUCCUGCCUUUUCUUUCCAUUUUGCUUUUACUUUUGUUUUUGACUUAGGUUUUGCACGUGUUCUCUAGCAAUUAUUUGAACUGUCCAUGUCUUGAAUCGGUUUGUGCUGCGCAGUGUACACAGUGGUUCAGUUUCCCUUUGUUGUUCAGUUUGACGCUGUCCACUAUCUCUGUACUGAAAACUAAUAGGAAUGCCAAUAUUCUUCCCCACGUUGAUUCUGAAUCAACGGCCUAGAUUAUGUAUGUUCUGUCAGUAUAUAGUGUUUAUGAUCGGGGAUACAUUUUCAUGCAUAUAGGAGGUUUUGUGCUAUUUUAGAACUGUGUUUUUUAAUAAUACACAGUACAUACAAUUGUUGUGCUGUAGUUUUCACAUUAAUGUCAAUAUGCUAUUUUGACAGUAUUAUUCACCCAUUGGACUGGACUGGAGAAACACUGGCCUAUAGCAUUAACUCUCAUCCUCUAUCUUUGGUUGCACUGUUUCUUUAAUUCAGAACUGCUUCUAGUGGUAAUUAUUGGAGCUCUGUAAACCAAUCAUAAGCUGAACUGUACAAAGAGAUCUAGUCCCACCCCCAACCACACCACGGUAUCCCUUACCGUGUACAGAGCUGGGAGAGACAGAGCUAGGCUCACAUCGAUGUACAUGUAGCCUAUUGGAUUUAUAUCCGUUUUUACAUUGUUAAUUUAAUAAUUUACGGGGUCUUUGCAAGUUCCAUUGCGCUCUCUUGCGAUGUGUUACGGAUCAAGUUCUGUGUCUAUUGCACACUAUUUGUGGAGAUGUGGACGCUAGUAAAGACUAAGGUUUCGCCAUGGCAGGCGCCGUGGGUGUUCUUUCUCUUGUGGAAUACAAUUGAGGCGCAGACUCGAUACACCAUUCCUGAGGAAUUGAACGUGGGCUCUGUUGUUGGGAAUAUAGCUAAGGACUUGGGCUUGGAAAUCUCAAAGAUCUCUGAUCGUAAACUGAGGAUAGCCUCCGAGGCUGGUAAGCAGUAUUUCAGUGUGGAUUUGGGAAAGGGCGAACUCAUUGUUAAUGAGAGAAUAGACAGAGAGAUUCUGUGCGCACAAAGCGCCAGUUGUUUGUUACCCCUGGAGCUUAUCAUUGAGGAUCCACUGCAGUUUUAUCGGAUUGAGGUGGAAAUACAGGAUAUAAAUGACAAUUCUCCACGUUUCAUGUCAGACGAGAACACUAUAAAAGUGUCCGAAUCAACUCUCCCUGGUGUUCGGUUUCGUUUGGAAAGGGCACAGGACCUUGACGUUGGAGUCAAUGCUUUACGCUCAUAUGCUCUGAAUAAAAAUGACUUAUUUGCUUUGAAAGUUAAAAACAAUAAAGAUGGCACAAAAGUUCCCGAGCUUAUUCUGGAAAAGGCUGUAGACCGGGAACAGCAACCAGUGCACAACCUAAUUCUUACCGCAUUUGAUGGAGGUACUCCAGCAAGAUCUGGAACCACGCAAAUUGCAGUGCGGGUGCUAGACAUAAAUGACAAUGCGCCCAUUUUUGAGCAAGACUUAUACGAAAUCCAACUGAGCGAAAGUACAGUUCCCGGGACAUUAGUAUUGACGGUUAGAGCCAACGACUUGGAUGAAGGCACAAACAGUAAAAUAGAGUAUUCAUUCGAAUCACAUACAGCAGACUCCAUUCAAACGCUAUUUGUUAUAAAUCUAGACACUGGAGAAAUUACUUUAUCACAGUCAUUAGAUUAUGAGAAAAGUCCUUCAUUUAAAUUUGAUGUAUGCGCUGCAGACAAGGGUACGCCAUCUAUGGAGAGCCAUAGCAGUGUUCAAGUGACUGUAGUAGAUGUUAAUGAUAACCCACCCGAGAUCACCAUCACCUCCAAACCCAAACCCGUUAGAGAGGAUGCCCCAGUAGGUACUAUGGUAGCUCUGAUUAGUGCCAAGGAUUUAGACUCUGGGGACAAUGGUAAGGUCUCCCUUCGUAUGUCUUUUGAUUACCCUUUCAAAUUAAACCCCUCAUUUUCUAAUCAUUACACACUAGUAACAGAUUCAACAUUAGACCGAGAGAAAUACCCUGAAUACCGUAUUGAGCUUGAAGCAUCGGAUGCAGGGUCCCCACCUCUCACCUCAAAUAAAAUCAUAACACUGAAUAUUUUAGACGUUAAUGACAACCCUCCAAUUUUCUCCCAAACAUCUUACACUGUUUAUGUCAAAGAGAACAAUGCUGCCGGAUCAAUAAUGUGUUCAGUGUCCGCUACAGAUCGAGAUAUUGGAGAAAAUGCCAAGAUCUCCUAUUCUAUAUUAGACUCUAAAGUACAAGACGUGCCUGUCUCCUCCUAUAUUUACAUAAACUCAGAUAACGGCAGCAUCUACAGCAUGUAUUCGUUUGACUAUGAGAAAAUGAAGGUGUUUCAGAUUCAGGUGCAGGCAAAGGACCACGGCUCUCCGUCUCUGAGCAGCAACGCCACGGUUCAUGUUUUUGUCCUGGACCAGAACGACAAUGCCCCCGCUGUUAUUUACCCCUCCACUGUAAUGGGUUCUGUUUCCCAUCAGAAGAUGACCCGGUCCGCUAAAGCAGGCCACCUCGCCACUAAGAUAUCGGCAGUGGAUGCAGACUCGGGCCAUAACGCCUGGAUUUCCUAUUGGCUGGUGGAGGUCACAGACUCGUCUCUGUUCAGUGUUAAUAUUAAUACAGGUGAGGUGAGGACUAAACGCGCUGUUUCUGAGCAGGAUGACUCCUCUCAGAGGCUGCUUAUAGAGAUAAAGGACAAUGGGGUUCCGGUCCAGUCCGCCACAGUCACAGUCAACAUACUGUUAGAGGACGGGAUACACGAACCCAUCUCGGACCACCGCCAGAAAACAGCAGAGACCAGCAAGAGAAACAGUAAAAUCACCUUUUAUUUGAUCAUCUCUCUGGCCUCAGUGUCCGUCUUGUCUUUGUUGACUUUUCUCAUCUUAGUGGUGAAGUGCGUUAGAAACAGUAUGAGCAGCUCGAGUUGCUGUAUCAGACGGGCUGACUCUGACGGAUACAAGAAUCCCAACAGAAACCUGCAGCUCCAGCUCAACACUGACGGCCCUAUUAAGUAUGUGGAGGUCCUGGGAGGGGACAUGUUGUCUCAGAGUCAGUCCUUCAGGUCGUGUCUCUCUCCAGUGUCAGAGUUCAGUGAUUUCACCCUCUUUAAGCCCAGCAGCACCACUGACUUUAAGGAAAUGAUAAACGUGCUUGACGCAUCUUUACCAGACAGCGCGUGGACAUUCGAGAGUCAACAGGUGAGAAUAAAAAAAUAAUUCGUUUUAUAUGUUUCUUCUCUAGAGUAGAUCUCAUUUUAAUAAUAACCUUGUGUAUUGUUUUUAAAGGUUUAUUGUACUUGGUCUCUCAUCAUCAGAAAUGCGUUUUGGACUUGUGUAGAUUAGUACUUCUAAUAUAGCCCACCGCCUGCCGCAUUCUUGUGUGUGGCGCUGUCCACCAAUGUGGGCCUGAAACGGAAAAAAACACCUUUAUUCUAACAAUGGCGUUUUAAAUUGGCACCCUAGCAUAACAUUGCAAACGUGUUAAAUAUAUUCUGGAUUUCAUCGAAAUAUAUUUAAUUUUCAGCUUUCAAAACGACUUUUUGUUUGGUUCCACAACAUGAAUAUGGUGCUCCCAUUUGUUGAAACAGAUUGUUUAUCUUCUUGACUGGCUUUGAGGUUAUGAUGUUUCUUUGUCUUCAAAUGUGGUUUUGUGUCAUAUCCAUUAAUACGUUCUAGACUGCCUCUGAAGUUAUGUGUGUGUUACAUUGUGAUAUUUUUGGCGCUCUGGCAGUGUGUGAUAUUCAUUAUUACAACUUAGAAUACCUCUGAAGUCAUGUGCGUCACUGUUACACUAUUACAUUUUUGGCGCGCUGGCAGUGUGUUUUAUUCAUCAUGACGACAUUCGUAAAUUCACUCCACAGUUACAGUCACCAACUCUCUGAAUAACAUGAAAACAGCCUAACCAGCUCUGCUAGGGCGAGUAAAAUGGUCAGAGUGAUAUUUUCUCUCCUUUGUGUCUGGAAGUAGCUAGCAAGCUAGCCAACGUUAUCCAGUUAGCUUGGAUGCUUGACUGCAGUUGUGAGGUCAGAACGCUCGGAUCAACCCUACUCCUCGGCCAGAGCGUCCAGUGUGCGUUCUGAACGCUCCAAGAGCGAAACGCUCUGAAUUUAUGAACGGACAAUCUGACAACGCUCUGAAUUUACGAACGACCAGAGUGCAGUCUGAGCAUACUCUGGCACUCCAGAUUGAAUUUACGAACGCACCCAUAGAAUACAUCUGGAGUAUGCGUCACUGUUACAUUGUGACGCUAUGACGUGGAAAGCAGAAUGACAAUAACAGUACUAGCUAGUGUAAUAGAUCUAACUAUGACUCAUUUAACAUGUGGCUGUUAAAACAGCUCAUGGUCAUUAGGAGGGAUAUUCAUAACAGCUCCUCUCACUCUUGCAUCAUGAUCUGGACUGUUUCUUUAAGGAGCAGUGCUGCUGCUCACAAUCAUAAUCCUUUGGAGCACUAUGCACCAAUCAUGUGUUGAACUGUACAACGAGAUCUAGUCCCUCCUCGAGCCACAGAACCAUAACCAUAACAAUGCACAGAUGAGCUGGGAGAGAGGGAGCUGCAAUAUCAGUAGGACAGUGAUAACAAACCAUUUUGAGAUGUUCACCAAAAUGAUACCUGGAUAAUUUCUAAUCCAACAUUUUCUGGCAAUGUAUAGCAAACCACGUUGUCUACCCAGUCUACAUUUUGUGAAAAAAUGGGGAUUCCUAUCGGAAUUGUGUUUUUUCCUUUGCGGACGCUUUGGAUGUUCUUUCUCUUGUGGAAUACAAUAGAGGCGCAGACACGAUAUACCAUUCCUGAGGAACUAAAUGUGGGAUCCGUUGUUGGGAACAUAGCGAUAGAUCUGGGUUUGGGAAUCUCUGAGAUAUCUGAACGUAAAUUGAGGAUAGCCUCGGAGGGUGUCAAGCAGUAUUUCAGCGUGGAUUUGGGAAAAGGCGAGCUCCUUGUCAAUGAGAGAAUAGACAGAGAGAGUCUGUGCGGACAAAGCGUCAGCUGUAUGUUGCCUUUAGAGGCUAUAGUACAAAACCCACUACAGCUCCAUCGUGUUGAAAUUGAGUUACAGGAUAUAAAUGACAAUUCUCCAGUUUUUCAAAACAAUCAAAAUGUUCUAAAUAUUGCAGAGUCUACAUUGACAGGUGUACAAUUUCGUUUAGAAUCGGCUCAAGACCCCGACGUGGGUUCAAAUUCAAUACGUUCCUACACGCUAAGUAAAAACGACAAUUUUAUUUUAAAUGUCAAAACGAGCAAGGAUGGAACCAAAGUCCCCGAGUUGGCUUUGGAAAAAAUGUUGGAUAGAGAACACAUACCAGCACACAAUCUAAUUCUGACAGCCAUAGAUGGUGGAACUCCAUCCCGGUCAGGCACAACAAAAAUCACUGUUCGGGUGUUGGACCAAAACGACAAUGCACCUGUUUUUGAAGAAUCUUUAUAUGGCUUGAAAUUGCUGGAAAACACACUUAUCGGUACUGUAGUUUUGACUGUCAAAGCUGUAGAUCUUGACGAAGGUGGCAAUGGCGAAAUAUGGUAUUCAUUUGAACCACAUACUCCUGAAUCACUUCAGAAUCUAUUUUCUAUCGACUCACAAACGGGAGAGCUCGCCAUUAAGGGUGAAUUAGAUUUUGAAACAGGACGCUUUUUUAAAUUUGAUGUUCUUGCUACAGACAAAGGCCAGCUAACUAUGCAGGGAUUGUGCACUGUUGAGGUAGAUGUCGUGGAUGUGAACGACAAUGUUCCUGAUGUUAUUUUGAAAUCUGAUCCUACCCCCGUUAGGGAGGACGCACCUAUUGGAACUGUUGUGGCUCUGCUAAGCGCCAAGGACAUAGACUUUGGACAUAAUGGGAAAGUCACUCUAAGUUUACCACCAGGCGUACCUUUUAAAUUAAAACAAUCAGUGUCCAAUAAUUAUGCUUUGGUUACCGACUCCAUUUUGGAUCGAGAAUCAUUUCCGGAUUACACCAUUGAGAUAACGGCAGCUGAUGCUGGAUCACCUCCUCUCUCAUCCAAAAAGAUGAUUACUGUCAGUGUUCUUGACGUCAAUGACAAUUCGCCAAUGUUUUCCCAACCAUCUUACGCUGUUUAUGUCAGAGAGAACAAUGCUGCUGGAUCAAUAAUGUGUUCAGUGUACGCUACAGAUCCAGAUAUAAGAGAAAAUGCAAAGAUCUCCUAUUCUAUAUUAGACUCUAAAGUACAAGAUGUGUCUGUCUCCUCCUAUAUUUACAUAAACUCAGGUAACGGCAGCAUCUACAGCAUGUAUUCGUUUGACUAUGAGAAAAUGAAGGUGUUUCAGAUUCAGGUGCAGGCAAAGGACCACGGCUCUCCGUCUCUGAGCAGCAACGCCACGGUUCAUGUUUUUAUUCUGGACCAGAACGACAAUGCCCCCGCUGUUAUUUACCCCUCCGCUGUCAUGGGUUCUGUUUCCCAUCAGAAGAUUCCCUGGUCCGCUAAAGCAGGCCACCUCGCCACUAAGAUAUCGGCAGUGGACGCAGACUCUGGCCAUAACGCCUGGAUUUCCUAUAGGCUGACGGAGGCCACCGACUUGUCUCUGUUCAGUGUGAUUCUUUACACGGGAGAGGUGAGGACUAAACGCGCUGUUUCAGAGCAGGAUGACUCCUCUCAGAGGCUGCUUAUAGAGAUAAAGGACAAUGGGGAGCCGGUCCAGUCCACCACAGUCACAGUCAACAUAAUGUUAGAGGACAGGCUCCACGAGCCCAUCUCGGACUACCGCCAGAAAACAGCAGAGCCCAGCAAGAGAAACAGUAAAAUCACCUUUUAUUUGAUCAUCUCUCUGGCCUCAGUGUCCGUCUUGUCUUUGUUGACUUUUCUCAUCUUAGUGGUGAAGUGCGUUAGAAACAGUAUGAGCAGCUCGAGUUGCUGUAUCAGAAGGGCUGACUCUGACGGAUACAAGAAUCCCAACAGAAACCUGCAGCUCCAGCUCAACACUGACGGCCCUAUUAAGUAUGUGGAGGUCCUGGGAGGGGACAUGUUGUCUCAGAGUCAGUCCUUCAGGUCGUGUCUCUCUCCAGUGUCAGAGUUUAGUGAUUUCACUCUCGUUAAGCCCAGCAGCACCACUGACUUUAAGGAAAUGAUAAACGUGCUUGACGCAUCUUUACCAGACAGUGCGUGGACUUUCGAGAGCCAACAGGUGAGCCCGUAG